AUGUUAUUUACAAUUGACUGCAUAAAUAUAAAAAAAAGUAAAAAGGUUUUGUUGACAAACGAAGCAGAAUUCCCAAUUUUGGUUAGGAUCAUAGAAAACAAUUCUUAUACUGUUAUUCCAUCCUUUUCAUUAUUGAAAUCAAAAGAAAGAAAAAAUUUUUAGAUACUCCAUCGAUUAAAUACUAAACCUGACAGCCUUAUAAAGAUUGAAGCCAUAGAAUUUGAUGAAACCAAACUUGACACGUUCUCUGUUCCACCGUUCUGGAACGAAAGAGUAAAAGGUUCCCUGAAGACACUAUCUUAAUCAUUGCAUCUUUCCGAGUCGAGCUCUUUUGUUUCUUAUGAUAGGCCUCCAGCAAUGAAUCAAACAUUUCAGGAUCAAAAUCAAGUCUAAAAUAAUACUAAUGUAUGCUAAAAUAAAUUUCAUACUAAGUGGCUUAAAUAAAACAGCAGCAUUCAUGAUAACUAAAGCGAUUAAUUUAACUCAAAGUAACACAUAAACUCGUAAUAAUCAAUACAAGUAAUAGGAUCAACCAAAAUAGCAGAAGAAAACAAAUUUCAUCAAUCAUAUUAAUAAGAAAGGAAACAUUCCAUAAGUAGUUUCGAAUCAUAUGGAUACAUAUCAACAACACAAACCUAAUAGUAAAUCCUCAAAAUGCCGAAAGAUUUGAAUAAUUUUUUGGAUCAAAUUGACUCUUCGAAUAGUCCGUUUCAAAUUUAAACUCCCUCUCAAUAGCAGUCUUAAACACAUUCAUAUAUAAACAUUCCCGAUAACGCUUAGUAGGAUGUGAGUAUCAGUGAAACUACUUCCAUUUAGAGAUUCGGGUAUAGAAAAUUAUCAUUCCUUUAACAAAGCAGAUUAUAAUUCAAUGAGAAACCUAAGUUGAGAGUUUCGUAAAGUUUUAUCAAUCAUCCAAGAUUUACAAUCUAAAAUUAAUAAAUUUUAAGUAAAUUCAAGGAACUUGAGAAUUAGUUAUAAAAAUAAAUUACCGGAUUGCAAAUAAACAAAGGAGUAUUGCAAUAAGAACUGAAAAAAUUGGAAUUCAAAGUUAUGUUCAAUAAUAAAAAUGGCAAUUCUUACGACCAAUAACAUUACUUUAUUUGGCAUAUACUUAUAGCUAGUGUUCUAUGUCUUAUAUUAGGAAGCUUUCUAAAAAAAAUAAUCCCUUAAUUUUGA
Molecule: messenger RNA, 1176 nt
Organism: Paramecium tetraurelia
Lineage: Eukaryota; Ciliophora; Oligohymenophorea; Peniculida; Parameciidae
Exons: 3
Source: RefSeq, a predicted model, not a curated record